AUGGCUGAUGAAUCCCAGCAUUUGAAGAACUUGCAAGGGCAACUCACCCAAUUGCAGGCUGAGAUGGUUACUAGUGGGGAGAUCGCGCGGUCUGAAUUGCAGAAUCAACGGGCGGCUGUGGAGAAUUUAACCCAACUGGUCCGGAAGCUGUUGGAUGAGCGACCGCGUUCACCCAGGGCAGGGACGGAGUCCAGUCCGCAUUUCCGCAAUUUGGAGCAAGGAAUGAGCAGUGGAGGUUCCCACCAGGAGGGGACUAGUACCGGCGAUGGAAUCAAACCGAAGUCCUUUCGGUUGGAGUUUCCGCGCUUUGAUGGUGAAGACCCGGAGACUUGGUGCUGUCGUGCAGAGCAGUUCUUCGACUUCUAUGGCACUCCCGACAACCAGCAGCUCUCGAUCUCUGCUUUCCACAUGGACGGUAAGGCCCUUGUCUGGUUCCAAGAACUUAAGGCAAGCAACACUAUUACCACCUGGGACGCCCUUGUGAACACUAUGCAAACCCGAUUCGGUCGGGGUCCUUAUGAUGACCCCAUGGAAAAUCUUUCCAACCUGAAACAGGAUGGGUCGUUGGAGGAUUAUAAGAACCAGUUUGAUAUACUGGCUCUUAAGGUCCACAACCUCCCAGAAGCUCACAAGCUGAGUUGUUUCAUAGGUGGGUUAAAGGCGGAUAUCCGCUUACCCCUACGGAUGUUUCAUCCAAAGAAUUUGGUGGAAGCCUAUUCACUUGCCCGAAUUCAGGAGGAGUGUGUGCUCAACUCUGCUAAGAGUGCACGCCCUGUCUGGAAAUCCUCGCAGUUUACCCACUCAUCGCGGAGCAUGAGUUCUGAAUUACCGGUUGGUCCGAUCAGGGGAGCUCCCUGGUCGCACUCCCGAGGCACCCCAAACACUCAGCCUCAGGGCCGCGUUGGUCCUUGUCCUCCGCGGGGCAACCAGCCGAGUCAGGCUCUUGUCCCUGUCCAGAAGAUCACGCAGGCCCAGAUGGAGGACCGCCGCAAGCGGGGACUCUGUUACUAUUGUGAUGCAAAAUGGACCCGAGGACAUGUGUGCUCCACUCCUAAGUUAUUUCUACUGGAAGCAGUGGAGAAGGAAGACGAGCCCCCUGGGAAAACACCCGAGCCUGCAGAAGAAGAUCCGGGCGAUUUUGUCAUGGAAGAGUUCCCGAAGAUCUCGCUAAACGCCAUUACUGGAACGCCUAGCCCUAAAACCAUGCGAAUCAUUGGCAUUAUCAAGUACGGCAAGGCCAUCAUCCUGAUUGAUUCAGGCAGCACCCACAACUUUGUGGAUACGAAGUUGGCUGCUACCUUGGGCAUCCAUCCGUGGCAGCAUGACGGUAUCAUAGUUCAGGUCGCUAACGGGCAGGAAAUCUCCAGUCCAGGUCGCUGUAGGGCUGUCGAAGUUAAGCUUCAGGGCCUGGUCUUCCAGACUGAUUUUUUCUUCAUUCCCCUGGCCGGAUGUGAUGCUGUUCUUGGCAUCCAGUGGCUGCGGACCCUAGGGCCCAUUCUUUGGGACUUCACAGCUCUUACAAUGGCCUUCACGUUUGGAGGAGAACGAUGUCUGCUUCAGGGCUUACAACAGGGCCCCAGCCUGAGUCUGGAAGAUAGUGAAUCCUUCAAGCUCUCCAAACAUGAGAAGAAAGGAGUUCUCCUACAGUUGGUGGGACCAGCCCCACAAGCUCCCCAUCGGUCCUUCACUUCGGAACCCUCCAUCCUGCCAGGCCCCAUUUCUUCGAUCCUCACGGAUUUUGCGGAUGUCUUCCAAGAUCCGCAGGGCCUUCCCCCUCACCAUGCCCACGACCAUUCGAUUCCCUUGCAAGAGGGCGCACAGCCGGUCUCCGUCCGACCUUACCGGUACCCGUACUAUCAAAAAGAGGAGAUUGAAAAGAUAGUGCAAGAACUCUUGGACUCGGGUGUUAUUCGCCCCAGCCACAACCCCUUCUCCUCCCCGGUCUUGCUCGUGCGAAAGGCGGAUGGCACUUGGCGGAUGUGCAUGGACUACCGGGCCCUAAAUCAGGUGACUAUCAAGGACAAGUUUCCUAUCCCUGUGGUGGAUGAGCUAUUGGAUGAACUAUGGGGUGCUAAGGUAUUCUCUAAGCUGGACUUAAGGUCUGGAUACCACCAAAUCAGGGUGGCUGAGGCUGAUAUCCCUAAGACAGCCUUUAGGACUCAUACAGGCCACUAUGAGUUCCUGGUAAUGCCCUUCGGGCUAACCAACGCUCCAUCUACAUUCCAAAGUCUAAUGAACCAUAUCUUCCAACCCUACCUAAGGAGGUUCAUCUUGGUCUUCUUUGAUGACAUCCUGAUUUAUAGUAAGGACUUGGACUCUCAUCUCACUCAUCUCACCCAAACACUAGACCUCCUACGGCAAAACCAACUCUUUGCUAAAAUGUCCAAGUGCCGGUUUGGGUGUUCGGAAAUUGAGUACUUGGGACACAUAGUUUCUGCCAUGGGGGUUUGUGCAGACCCGGGUAAGAUAAGAGCUAUGGUGGACUGGCCAUUUCCUAGAACCCUUAAGGCUUUACGGGGCCUCUUGAGUUUGACAUGGUAUUAUAGGAAGUUUAUUAAGGGUUAUGGCUCCAUUGCUGCACCCCUCACGGAUAUGCUCAGAAAGAACUCCUUCUCCUGGUCUGAACCGGCUAAGGCAGCCUUCCAAGCCCUCAAGGAGGCUGUUACACACGCCCCGGUAUUGGCCUUGCCCGACUUCACUCAGCCCUUCCUUAUCGAGUGUGAUGCCAGUGGCAGAGGGAUUGGGGCUGUACUGAUGCAGGGCAGCCGCCCCAUCGCCUUCUUCAGCAAGGCCCUUAAGGGUAAAGCUCUACACAUGUCUACCUACGAAAAGGAAUUAUUUGCCUUGGUCUUGGCAAUUCAGAAGUGGAGGCCCUAUUUAUUGGGCCAGUCCUUCGUGGUUAAAACUGACCAACAGAGCCUUAAGUUCCUGUUGGAGCAAAAGGUGGGGACCCCGUUCCAGCAGAAAUGGAUUUCGAAACUCGGGUAUGAUUUUGUGGUAGAAUACAAAAAGGGGGUGGAAAAUAGGGUGGAGGAUGCCCUAUCCAGGAAAGAGGGAUGGGAGGAGGAGGAUCCAUCCCUAUCCAUGCUGACUAUUCCCGUGGCCAGCUAG
Alnus glutinosa is the source of this 3111-nucleotide messenger RNA. RefSeq lists its product as uncharacterized. The record is from RefSeq and is a predicted model, not a curated record. Bases 1 to 3111 code for a protein of 1036 amino acids. The transcript has a single exon. Lineage: Eukaryota; Viridiplantae; Streptophyta; Magnoliopsida; Fagales; Betulaceae.